Molecule: messenger RNA, 678 nt
Organism: Cryphonectria parasitica EP155
Lineage: Eukaryota; Fungi; Ascomycota; Sordariomycetes; Diaporthales; Cryphonectriaceae
Exons: 4
Coding region: 1-678 (225 amino acids)
Source: RefSeq, a predicted model, not a curated record
AUGGCCUCACCACCACAGGCCCAGCCUGCCGAGGACGUGCCGGCGCCCAAACGCCGCGAGAUUCCCUGCAGGGGAUGCCUCCUGGACCAGCUGGAGAAUAUGCUCGACCAGUCGAAGAGCUUCGUCUGUGCGGACCAGCCCAAGCCAAAGCCGAAGAGGGGCAAGAAGAGCCUUGCGACAGCCUGUACCAGAUGCGCCAGGAAGAAGACCGGCUGCAUUCCCGUGGACGCCACCACCCCUUAUCUCGAGGAAUGGCUCCGGGCGGAGGGGGAGGGCGAUAGCGCAGACGAGUCCGACUGCUUCACAAAAGGGCUCCGCCUUCUUCGGUACCUGCGCCAGCAGAGUGACCAUACGCGCCGGCUCUACCAGGCGGUUCUGGAAUCGAUCUCGAUGGACAGCAUGGAGCUCAAGAGUACGGUAGAUAUGCUGGAGGCUCGCUUUGAAGCUCAGAUAGCUCCUCUGGCCACAUACAAGCAAGAGCUGUCCAGCAAGCACCCGCUGUCCCCGGAGUACACCGGCAAAGAAGGCAAGGAUCUGAGUGACGAGCUGAGGAAGACGAAGGACUUCGCCCAAAUGCUCGCGAAAGUCCAGGAGCAGUGCAACGAGGCGAAGAGGGAUGUCGGACGAAAGAAGAGAUUGCUGGAGGAUUUUCUCUAUACAAGCCCUUCUUUCCGCUGA